Symbiodinium sp. CCMP2592 is the source of this 1518-nucleotide messenger RNA. Lineage: Eukaryota; Dinophyceae; Suessiales; Symbiodiniaceae. The record is from the annotation of a GenBank genome assembly.
AUGGAGUUCCAUUCAGAUGGUAUUGCGUGCGCAACAACAAGGUCGUUUGUGCGGUGCUGCCAGACGCAGAAAGCUAAGCCACGGUUAGAAAGAAGCUCGCAGGCGAGAGCAUGCAGUUCUGCAUGUGAUAUCUGUGCGGGCCUUUGGCGAUCAGCAGCAUCAGACAUUUUAGGGGAUCUCGAUAGGCAGGGCCCCUGCAGUUUGAUGACGCUGCGCCUCUCCGAUGCUUUGCUGGCACCCCGAGCUGGCUUUGCCCGCGCUGGGCAUCACCCCAUGUCAUCGGCAGCCUCUGCAUCGGCCUCAAGCGCGGGCAGCGCCAAGACAGCUUGCACAAUCAACGUGCACAACGCCGGCGACACGAGCGGCUACGUCGCCUACGGAGUCGAACGUGUUCGGGCUUGGCGGACUUCUGCGCGUGCAGACCCGUACCAGAAAGUGAAGGUUCAGCCACAUGGGGACGCCAGAGAGAAGGCCAAACUAGUGCACCAAGGUUUAUGCCGCCAUCUUCAAGAUGUGGAGGAUGGCCCCAGAGUAUCCCUAAGUCCCAGCACAACAAUUCCUGAAUCGCCUGUGCCAUCAUCUGAAUUUGAAGAUGCCGUUCAGGAGAAGGAACUCCACAGAGAGUCUAGUGUUUCAGUAGAACGCCGCCGGUGCAGAGACCGCCCGUUUGUCUUUAAACAGUAUCUCGAGAACACGAUGCCCACGCAUCGGUCCCUCGAUGAACAGUUAGCGUACGAGCUCAGCUUGUACUACACGGAUCUGAGGGGCCUCAGCAAUGUGGUGCAAAUCCAGACGCAUUUCUACGACCCUUCGCACACCCUGACAUUUGUGUUCCCCGAUCUCGGGGCCAACAAGUAUCCUGCUGACAGAUGUGGCAUAGUCAGCUAUAUGCGACAGAUGCUGUUGGCACUGGAUGCUCUAUGGAAUCGUGACAUUGUUCACUGCAACAUUAAAGGCGGCUCCAAGCCAAAUGCGAUCUUUGAUACUCGUGGCAAGCUGACGCUUAUCGACUUUGAAUCGGCAGUCCGUCGACAUGAGCUCAUUGACCAAGGACAGAACCUUCUGUCCUCAUGGGCUCAGACUCUCAACUACCGAGGCAAUCCCUAUUAUGUGGCCCCAGAAGUGUUGGUUUCACAGCCAGGACACAGCACUUACGGGGAAACCAGGUUCGGACGUCGCAGAGACACGUUCAGUGCAGGCAUUGUUUUCGCAGAGCUGUUAUUGGACGUAGCGCACAUGUUCGAUUAUGAGGCCGAUGAGGAAGGCUAUGUUUCGGACGAAGACAUCAUUGCGGCAUACGAGGAGUUGACGCAGCGUCUUUCCUUCAUGCAGCCGGAAGCUGCCUUGAGUUGCUACGGAAACUUCGUACUGGAUCAUUCUGAGUUUAAUCGCUUGGCAUCUGAUCUAGUUGUGAAGAUGCUCCAGUGGUGUCGGUUUUCUCGACCUAAGCCAUCAGACCUUCUGCAUCACUCGUUUUUUAAGCCGAGCUUCUGCCCCUCGUGCGACGUCUUCGAGUGA